UUGCGGAGGUAUUACGUUUCUACCUGAUAAAAGUUUUGGUGCGAAUCAUUUACGUGUGCUUACACUAACUUGUAUUUAAAGUGAAAUUGCUACUGAAAUAAAUUACCAGCACAAGGAAGGGAUUUUUAAAUAAAUCUGAAUAAACUGAUACCUAAUAUGAUUUCAUUCUUAGAUAUUUUCAUUUUUUUUUCUACAACUGUGUUAGUGUUUUCCAAAAUCGAUGCUGUUAAAGAAAAUUGCAAUAAGGAAGAAGAUCUUCUGCAGAGAUGUGCAAUGACAUUGCCAGUACUCAGUUCACCAGAUAUAUCUUUUGCGCUUACCAGAGAAGAACUAGACAAAAGCUGCAUAGAACUUCAAUCGGGUAUCAAAUGUAUCUAUAACUAUAUAGAACAGUGUAUGGACAAAAGCGAGCAGAUAAUGUUUAGAAGAAUAUAUGCAGGCAUAACAGAUGUUGUACAAGACCUGUGUACUCGAGGCAGUUAUCAAGACGAGUAUUUAAGGCACGCUGAUUGUGUGAAGACCGUCCGGUCGGAGUACGAGACUUGCAGCAAAAACUACGAGGUUACUUUAACAUCCCUAAGCAACCAUCAGAAGAAAGAUCAGUACGAAACGGAUGGAGCAAGCCACGAUGAUUAUUUACGUACUGUUUGUUGUUCCUUUCAAGAAUACCUGACGUGUUCGGAGAGGACCGUGCAGAGGACGUGUGGAGAUGAAGCGGCCUUGUUCACAAGUGCUUUCCUCAAGCGAAUGGCAUCUAAUAUUAUUAAGAACUUUUGCUCCGAAUACCGCGAACAGGAAUGCAGUUUUGCAGACGGCGCUAAAACGAGUCACUUCAAUGUUCUCUUAUUGGCAAUUUCCACUUUAGUGACGUUAAUCCCUUACAUGUCGUCAUUAGUACCCGCGUAAAUCUAUAUAAUAUAUAAUAAAACUGUAAGUGUAUAUUUCAGUUUUCCAAUUAUGUCCGUGUCUCUUGAAAGUGGAAUGGCUUCAAGCCGAGUUGUAUGUGAACAUCAAAUAGCUGUCUAAGACAACUUUUUGAGAUAUUUUAUAAUUAGCAAAAUAUAGGUAUUGUUAGUAGUUUUAUAUUGGAUUUAUAGACGUAAAGAUUGAAAAACCGACCUCAAAUAAAUAUUAAACAAGUUUGUUAAUUAAAAGUAAUCCACGAAGUUUGAGAUAGGCAUACCUACAGAUGUUUGAUCUAUUACCAUGUUGACUUAAUGUUCGGUGGUUUUAUUACCUUAUGCUUACUGGGUGACUGAAUUUAUUAGCACAUGGAUUUCACCCGAGAAUGGUUUGAAAUUGUCUUUGAAAAGAAACCAAGUAUUGCAGCAUUAUAUACCCGUAGGAGAUACCGGAAGUUCGACACAGUAAAAGACUGACUAUGAGGGUAGAUUGAAAUUGGACUAAUCGCACAGUGACGUUUGAAAUAACGUUGAAAUAUCGUGAAACUUGAAUUUUUGAAUUAUUAUGCUCAGUAUCCCGUAACUAAUAUUGCAACAAAUCAUGAUUUUUUAACAAACAGAAAUUAAUUACUUCCUUUUUUUCUGAGGUCGGUAUAAAACAUCGGUCUUUAAUCAAAGAAAUGUUUUAUUAUUUUACUAGACGAAUACGUAAAUAUCAAAUAUAGUGUGUAUUAAGUAUAAUAAGCUUAGACAUAAAUUAUUUGUGUUUUAAAAGUAUACUUAUAAAUAAUCCAAUGUUUUUUAUGCCAAAGAAUACGAAUUGGAUUCGUGUUGUAGUAAACAAUAUGGCAUUUAGAAUUGUAUAAACCGUUCCUAAUUAAGUAAUCUUUAAUUAUACCCUUAAUAGGCAGCUGAGUAUGUUGGAUUGCAGAUAGUUUUACCAAAUGUACAAAAUCCUAUUCCCGUUAAUAUUAAUUGUGUAUUAUGGUUGCCAUUUUUGCAAUAAGUUUUAAUUAAGAACGCCUGCGCACUAGGCAGCCGCUGUCUUGAGCAGUCAGUUCUGAUUAUUCGGAAAAACUAAGACUAUACAAAACAAGCGAUUCGGAACACAACUUAAGUAUGGCUUCUACCACAAGCGCGCGAAGAGUGGAGACCAACAGACCAAGAGACGGCGACCAACACUCUGUCUGGCUGCGCAUAACCAGAUAUAAGUGGCAGCCAAGUGCAAGGGCCCCUUAAUAUACUCUAUAAUGUUUUAAUGGCUGCUCUGUUCUGACUGCCAGUGCGCCGUGGUCUAGUACAGAGAUUUAAAAAAAACUCUAAACUAGAACGAAAAAAACUUCAAACUACCUUCGCUUUGGGUCUCCUGAUUACAGAAAUUAACUACAAAAAGUUGCGAUUGUGUUCUGGUGGUUAUAACUAGAAAUUUUAACAGUACUAUUAAGCAUCUACAUAAGUUCGUUAGAUAUAAAUCAUUAUAAAUAUGAAUCAGGUAAUCUGUUUAAUUUGUAUAUUUAAUACCAGAAGUGAAGGGUAUCUCUUAAAAAAUUACAAACUUUUCAGCUAAUCUGCUAAAGUACAUUAAAUUGUAAUAACAAUUAUCUCGCCCACCCAGUUUGUAUCAAACGUCAGUCGUAAAUAAUAUAUUUAUCAAUAGCAAUGAUUAUUUGUUGGAUAGAUUCCAGAAUAUAUACAUCUUACCUAUAGAUUUAUUAUUAUAAUGUCUCAAUGUUAUUCUUAUAUUAUUUACAAGGUAUUAAUUAAUUUUUGUUCUUAAAUCUACCUAUGUACGAAUAAACUAAAUACCACAUACACGUCAUUUCAUCGCAGUGUCAUAGUAAAUCUAACAUGUUAAGUAGCGAAAUAAUUUUUGCCUCUAAUAAAAACGUUGUCGUUUGUUCAAAAAGAGCCUAGAGUACCUACAAUACUUCCUAUUACUGUAUUGUGCUAGUAUUAAGUUGAAGUUCUGUUUUACUACUUAACUGUGGCUUGAGCGACCGUAAAACAAUGCCCGGUGGAAAAUUCGCUAUAAGCCUUUAGUUACUUAAGUUCUGUGUCUAGGUUAAACAUGGUACAUUAAAAUUAAAUCUGGACGCCUGGACUAAGUUAAGGCGUACUGUUAGAAGAAAAUUAAAGUACUUGUAAUUUUUUUAAGUAGUUGUAGACAUACCUACAUACCUUACAUGUAUGUUAAAUAUAUACCUACUUAGUAUUUUUUUUUAAUUUCUAUGCACUCAUUUUAUUCCAGAUACAGCUGUUAUAUAAUAACAAUUAUAUUAUUUUAUCUGUUAUUAUAUUGUUUCGCUCAGAACUUUCUGUGAUAAUUUGAAGAAAUUGUAAUUUAUUUGGUUUUUAUUUCUAAUCAGAUGUAUUAUAAUAAAUAUGUCCAUUUAA
This is a messenger RNA of Leptidea sinapis, 3296 nucleotides long. RefSeq lists its product as uncharacterized. Bases 157 to 906 code for a protein of 249 amino acids. NCBI's taxonomy places the organism in Eukaryota, Metazoa, Arthropoda, Insecta, Lepidoptera, Pieridae. The transcript has 5 exons. The record is from RefSeq and is a predicted model, not a curated record.